Recurvomyces mirabilis is the source of this 1041-nucleotide messenger RNA. RefSeq lists its product as uncharacterized. The record is from RefSeq and is a predicted model, not a curated record. Bases 1 to 1041 code for a protein of 346 amino acids. Gene Ontology annotation, molecular function: 3'-5' exonuclease activity; nucleic acid binding. Gene Ontology annotation, biological process: nucleobase-containing compound metabolic process. Lineage: Eukaryota; Fungi; Ascomycota; Dothideomycetes; Mycosphaerellales; Teratosphaeriaceae. The transcript has a single exon.
AUGGAGGCACAGAUGAUCGAUUCGUCGUUGUCACUCAAAACCUUUAUCGACGACCUGCCGGACUGCAAAAGUGCUGAGCCCAGCCUCUACAUUGACCUGGAGGGCAAUAAUCUUUCCAGGAACGGUACCCUCUCCCUGAUCACGAUCCUCGUCGAACCGAAGCACACCGUCCACCUCGUUGACGUGACUGGGCUGGGCAAAGAUGCAUUCGAUACCGCGGGCUCUAACAAGCGGACGCUGCGGCAGAUACUCGAAUCCCCCGAAAUAGUCAAGGUCUUCUUCGACAUACGGAACGACUCAGAUGCCUUGUUCGGUCUUUUUAAUGUACGCGUUCAAGGGAUCGAGGACGUGCAGCUGAUGGAGCUUGCAUCCCGCAGUUUCUCGAAGCGACAUAUCAAUGGUCUAGCCAAGUGUAUCGAACGGGACAGUACCCUAUCUUUCAAAGACAAGUGUGAGUGGAAGGAUGGCAAAGAGAGGGGGAAGAGGUUGUUCGAUCCCAAGCUCGGUGGUGGCUACGCUGUAUUCGAUGAGCGUCCAUUGUCUGCAGAGAUCAAGACGUACUGCGUCCAGGACGUGCUUCACAUGCCAGCCCUACGUGAGCUCUAUCGAGCGAAGCUGUGUGACGCAUGGUGGAGGAGGAUCGAGGAUGAGACUUCCGCGAGGGUCAGACUCUCACAGGGCAGAAGCUUCAACGGACAAGGGAUGCACAUGGCUGAGGGUCCAAGAAGCUGGCAACAUUGGAGGCCUAGCGCGGUAGAGAAGCAGUCACGCGUCCUGCUAACAAUUCGCCCAGACUCUGUGGCAUCACCGGCUGUCGCGGUCACAAGGGCAGAGUCGGGCCUGGAUCGCGGCGUGGGAGAGCGUGAAGUAGAUCUGUCCGAGAUCAUGAGCGUUUUGGCCAUCGGGAGUAGACGACGUGGUCUUGGGUACUCGGCUCGAGACAGGUCAAGCUUCGACUAUGAACAUGAGAGAGACGAUGAAGCUAGGGACUUCACUGCCUGCGACUCGGAGUGUGGGUACUGCGGGAGCUGUGACUAUUGA